UAGUCAUCGGAGGGCAGCUCACAGACUCACAGAUCCAAAAUUCAGAAAAUCUUUACUAUUUUAUUUAUAUUUAUUUAUUAUUAAUUUCUGAAAUUUGUUGAUUUUAUUGGGUAUUAUACGUACAAAAUUCUGUAUCUAAAUUCACGCAAUAAUUAAAAAAAAUUAUAUAUAAAGAGAAAAUGUCGAGCGACAGUAAUGAUAUAGACGAGGACGAGCUCUUGCAGAUCGCAUUGAGAGAGCAAGCCCAGCGCGAUCUCAACUACCGGAGGCCCGGUGACAAGCAGCCGUCUAAGCCGGUGCGCAACUACGUCCAGCCACCUCCACAGCCGGCGGCGGCGGCCAAUCAGCGAGCGGCGGCGGGGGGAAGAGCUCCCAACGAGACGAUGCAGCACAAGCAGAGGAAGCCGGUGGAGGAAGACGAUGAUUCGGAGGUCGAGAUGCUCAGCAUUUCCUCCGGCGAUGAGGACUCCUCCAAGGACCGCGGUUUCGGGGGGGAGAGGAACCGUGCCGCGGCCGGAGGGGGGAGAGGUGGGAAGAAUGAUGAGAAGGCGUGGGAUGGUGGCGAGCCUGGCUGCUGGAAACAUGUUGACGAAGCCGAGCUAAGGCGUAGGGUUCGUGACAUGAGGGAGUCGAAAGCAGUUCCCGUUGUUACACAACCUAAGGUUAUUAAGCAUGAUCCAACGAAAAAGGGACUUAAUACCUUACAGUCAUUUCCCCGUGGCAUGGAAUGUAUAGAUCCUCUUGGAUUAGGGAUAAUUGACAACAAAACUUUGAAGUUGAUCACUGAGCGUUCAUCAAGCUCUCCAACUGCUGCUGAUAAAGAGCAUUUAAAUCCUGACUUUCGCGAGCGGUUGAAUUUUUUCUCCGAGACGUUUGAUCCGAAGUUGUUUUUAUCCCGAAUACACCAAAAUACUAGUGCAGCAGACCUGGAAUCUGGUGCUCUUUCUUUGAAAUCCGACCUUAAAGGCCGUACUCAACAGAAAAAACAAUUGGUCAAAGAAAACUUUGAUUGCUUUAUUUCUUGCAAAACUACAAUUGAUGAUAUUGAAUCAAAAUUAAGGCGGAUUGAGGAAGAUCCUGAAGGGUCUGGAACAUCUCACUUAUUUAACUGUAUCCAGGGAGUUGGUUCAAUCGCUAAUCGUGCUUUUGAAUCUCUAUUUGAAAGACAGGCUCAAGCUGAGAAGAUAAGGUCUGUUCAAGGAAUGCUUCAAAGGUUUCGAACAUUAUUUAAUUUACCCAGUAUUAUCCGUGAGAGCAUUAGCAGUGGUGAAUAUGACCUGGCAGUAAGGGAGUACCGGAAAGCCAAGUCAAUUGUUCUGCCUUCUCAUGUUGGCAUCCUAAAGCGUGUACUUGAGGAAGUUGAAAAAGUAAUGCUGGAGUUCAAAGGAAUGCUCUACAAGUCCAUGGAAGAUCCAAACAUUGACCUAACAAAUCUUGAAAAUAUCGUGAGGCUUUUAUUGGAGUUGGAACCUGAGACAGAUCCUGUAUGGCGUUAUCUGAAUAUACAGAACCACCGAAUUCGAGGCUUGCUUGAAAAAUGCACUUUGGAUCAUGAAGCAAGGAUGGAAAAUUUGCUAAAUCAAAUGCGUGAGAAAGCUUUAUCUGAUGCAAAAUGGAGGCAAAUUCAGCAGGAUUUAAAUCAAUCUGGGGAUGUUGAUUACUCUGUUUCUAUUGGGAAUACACAUCUGCUGGGAGAGAUGCAAAUGUAUGGUUUGAAAGCUGAAGAUGUUGAUGCUCUCAGAGGAAAGUAUAUAUACAGGUUGACUGCUGUAAUCAUCCACCACGUCCCAGUCUUCUGGAAAGUUACUGUUUCGGUUUUCAGUGGAAAAUUUGCUAAGUCUUCCCAGGUAGCUCCUGACUCAAAUGUAAGUACCAAUGCAAACAAAACUGAAGAGAAGGUAGGAGAGGCAAAGUACUCGAGUCAUUCUCUCGACGAAGUUGCUGGGAUGUUACAUAAUACUUUAUUGCUGUAUGAAUCUAAGGUCCAUAGCACAUUUCGUGAGCUUGAAGAAUCUAAUGUUCUUCGACCAUACAUGAGUGAUGCCAUAAAGGAGAUAUCUAAAGCAUGCCAGGCUUUUGAAGCGAAAGAGUGCGCACCUCCAAGUGCUGUUUUAGCAUUGCGGACUCUACAGUGUAAGAUUACAAAAGUUUACAUACUGAGGCUUUGUUCAUGGAUGCGAGCUACUACAGAAGAGAUAUCAAAAGAUGAAUCUUGGGUUCCAGUAUCUCUUUUAGAAAGGAAUAAAUCCCCUUAUACAAUUUCUUCAUUACCUCUGGCAUUCCGGGCAGUUAUGGCUACUGUGAUGGAUCAGAUAAAUUUAUUGAUCCAGUCUUUGAAGAAUGAGGCCAGAAGAUCAGAAGAUAUCUUUCAUCAGCUUCAGGAAAUCCAGGAAUCUGUUAGACUUGCCUUUUUGAAUUGUUUGCUAGGUUUUGCUGUUUAUCUUGAAAACAUGGGUAGUGAGCUUACCCAGAGUAGAUCAAGCAGAGACGGUCCACAUUUUGAAAAUGGCUAUUAUGAACCACAAGAAAAAUCAUCUGAUCCUCUUCCUGGAAGUGUUAUUGAUCCUCAUCGGCAGCUGUUAAUGGUCUUGAGCAAUAUAGGAUAUUGUAAAGAUGAACUUGCUCGUGAAAUGUACAACAAGUACAAACACAUGUGGCUGCAAACUAGGGGUGGCAAAGAUGAUGGGGAUGCUGAUGUGCAAGAUAUGAUUAGAUCUUUCUCUAGCCUUGAAGAAAAGGUUCUUGAGCAAUACACUUGUGCCAAGACGAAUUUGAUUAGAGCAGUGGGAGUGAACUAUUUGUUAGAUGCUGGAAUUCAGUGGGGUGCAGCACCUGCUGUUAAAGGUGUUCGAGAUGCUGCUGUGGAGCUGCUCCACACUCUAGUAGCAGUACAUGCAGAGGUUUUCGCUGGUUGUAAGCCACUACUAGAUAAGACACUUGGCAUCCUUGUUGAAGGUCUAAUAGAUACUUUCAUCAGCCUUUUCCGUGAAAACCAAUCAAAAGAUCUUAGCAUAUUGGAUGCUAAUGGUUUUUGUCAGAUUAUGCUUGAGCUUGAAUAUUUCGAGACCAUAUUGAAUCCUUAUUUUACACCCGAGGCAAGGGAGUCCCUCAAGUCAUUGCAAGGCCUUCUGUUGGAGAAAGCAGCUGAGAGUGUAAUGGAAAAUGCUGAUACUCCAAGUCACAGCCGGCGACCAACACGUGGAAUUGAUGAUGUGAUGGAUGAGAGGCAGCAAGGGAUGAGCGUGUCACCUGAUGACCUCAUUGCUCUCGCCCAGCAGUAUAGUUCAGAGCUGCUUCAAGCUGAGCUCGAGAGGACCCGAAUAAACACAGCAUGCUUUGUGGAGUCAAUUCCCUUGGACUCCGUUCCAGAAUCCGCAAAAGCAGCUUAUGCUUCUUUUAGAGAUUCAACUAGUAGGAGUUUUAAAGGAUCACAACACAGUGGACCCCCAAGCUUCCCCCGGCAAAGACGUAGAUAGAUAGAUAGAUAGAUAUUACUUGGUACUGUUCUUGGCAUAUUCAGGUUUUCCUCUUCUUCUUUUCGGGUUGGUUUGUUUGUUUCUCCAUAUGUAUGUGCCGUGCUGUUGGUUGUUGUGUUGUAGCUGUUAGUAUAUUAGUACAUUCUUAAUUCUUUUGUGCCAAGUGAUACACAUUUUGUCCAUAAUGGAAGCAUGCAUAUUCACAAGCUUCAUAUUUUGAAA
Molecule: messenger RNA, 3698 nt
Organism: Ipomoea triloba (trilobed morning glory)
Lineage: Eukaryota; Viridiplantae; Streptophyta; Magnoliopsida; Solanales; Convolvulaceae
Product: exocyst complex component SEC5A-like
Exons: 20
Coding region: 180-3476 (1098 amino acids)
Biological process (GO): exocytosis; Golgi to plasma membrane transport
Cellular component (GO): exocyst
Source: RefSeq, a predicted model, not a curated record